Molecule: messenger RNA, 2025 nt
Organism: Prorocentrum cordatum
Lineage: Eukaryota; Dinophyceae; Prorocentrales; Prorocentraceae
Source: the annotation of a GenBank genome assembly
AGGUGCCACAGGCCGCCGCUGCCCGGGCCGCUCCAGUGGAGCCCACCGCCAGCGAGGGCGCGCCGGGGCCGGUGGCGCUCACCCGACCGCCCGAGGACGUCGUCGCCUCGCUCGCCAGCGAGCUCUUCGACGCCCUCGCGGUCCCCGAGGCCCACAAGACGGGGGCAGCGGUCCACUGCCUCCUGACCGCGGAGGCCGCGCAGAAGACGGGGUGGUUCGGCCACGACGCGGCUCGCCUGCGGGUGGAGCGCUUCGUGGCGGCCGCGGCGGAGCGCUACCUGCCCAACCCGUUCCACAAUUUCUCCCACGCCCUCGAUGUGGCCGCCAGCGUGCGGCGGCACGGUGGCGGAUGUGGCAGGUCGAAGCAGACCGCUUCCUCUCCGCGGCAUCGCAGCUGUCGCUGUUGGUCGCUGCUGUCGCGCACGACCUCGGACACCCUGGCGUGAACAACCCGUUCCUCGUGGAGACUUCUCACGUGUACGCUCUGAAAUACAACGACAAAUCACCGCUUGAGAACUUGCAUUGUGCGACGCUCUUCCAGAUCAUACAGGCCCCGGAGGCGAACGUUUUCCAGGACGUGCCGCGGGACGCUUACAAAGAAGCUCGAAAAGAGAUCGUGGCGUCUAUUCUGGCCACGGAUAUGAUAGCUCACCAACCCAUGGUCGUAGAGCUCGGGCUCCUGAUCGAGGUCAACUCUGAGUUGCUAGGUCGUGGUCUUCAAAAUCCGGAGACCGCCGAGCUGCUCCAGGAAAAGGGAAACGCACAGCUGAUGCGCAACGCAACGCUGCACUUCUGUGACACUGCCAACCCCAUGAAGCCAUGGGAGCUUUGCUACAAGUACGCGUUGUUGUGCCUCGACGAGUUUUUCGCGCAGGGGGACCAGGAGAAGGCCGCUGGCGUGCCAGUGCAGAUGCUGAAUGACCGCACCAAGGUCAACAAGCCCAAUUCCCAGGUUGGCUUCGCCGAGUUCGUCAUACUCCCCAUGGCGGAGAAGAUGGUCAGCCUCUUCCCGCCGCUCGCCCACCACACCAACAACCUGGGCGAGAACGUGAGCCGCUGGGCGGACCUGUGGGAGAAGGACUCCGCACCGCCUCAGGAGGAGGUCGACAAGCUCAGGGCGCGGGUGCAAAAGGUCGUGGACCGCUGCUCGCAGGCCAGCGCCGGCAGGCGAAGCAGCCGUGGCCGCAAGGGCUCCGGGCUGGGCUCGGCCACGUUCUGACUUGGCUCGUCCAGCUUUUGCGGCGCGUAGUUUUCAGAACUCUUCCUCAUCCCGUCUCCCCUCCUCUCGCUUCCCCCCCUGCCCCGAACCAUCUUCGCCUGCCGUCUUUCAUUUUGCCUCUGCUGCUAGUUUCUUUAUCCCGCGGGCCAUCCGGCAAGGGGGACUCCAGUGGGUGUGGCUUUCUUACUAUUGCACGGUCCUUUCGGUAAUGAAGGACGGCGAUAGUUCAAUGGCGCCGGUGCUUGCCGAAUCCGUAUGCAGCGCGCGUUUCUACAUAGGAGUGCCCAAAGAUUUGGCAAAGCGCACUUGAAUAUGCAAUUCGUGAUAGUUGUAACACCACUUUUUCUCACCACCCUUGUCUCACAUCAAGCAACCUUGCGCUCAUGGCUGUAACACGAGUCCGCUGGUGCAUGUGCAGUACCACAGCGCUGCACGGAGGUGGCGAUCGAGUCCAAUAGAGAUGCGCACGCUAACCUACCGUCGCACCGCCGUGCAUUCCGUGCUGAGCCAAAUCAGCUCAACUUGCAUAGUGUUCCAUCGCUUCUAUGCUGCAUGCAGAAACAGCCAUUCGGCACACGUGCGCAUGGCUUUAUUACCCUUUCAGGUGCUUGUGUAAGCGCACUUGAGCAAGGAUAUGUUAUCAUGCAAGUGUGUGGGCUGUCACCAGAUGUCCCAGCAGCGGGACAUGUUUCGGGUGCUUCCGAGUUCCCAGGGUGUCGCAUAAGGGGGAUGCCCACCCAGCAUGUGCCAGACCUCGGCGCGGACUCUUCUCCCCAGAAAGGGCAGCGGCCCAGGGUUCUCUUUUA